Gigantopelta aegis is the source of this 946-nucleotide messenger RNA. RefSeq lists its product as uncharacterized. The record is from RefSeq and is a predicted model, not a curated record. Gene Ontology annotation, molecular function: galactoside binding; carbohydrate binding. NCBI's taxonomy places the organism in Eukaryota, Metazoa, Mollusca, Gastropoda, Neomphalida, Peltospiridae. The transcript has 5 exons. The coding region runs from base 53 to 946 and encodes 297 amino acids.
CUGUUUUAAAACUCCGACCACGGCUAUUUGAGAUAAUUCUUCAAUACAUAACAUGCUUGGCACAGUCCUACACGAUAUUAUAUUUAACUUAUUUACUAUUAUUUUCAUACCAGGAACAAUUCCGUUCAAAGAGAAAAUGUUUCGAAAGGUGUCCGAUAUCCCAGUGAUACAGAAUGCUUGCGAUCUUUGGAAUGGUGUGGUUCCGAGUCGGCUGGACUGUUCUCGCGUUUGUUCAAGUGAUGAUCGGUGUGUUCUCUUCACGUAUGAUGAAAAUGGAACAUGUUCUACGUAUUGUGUCUUUGGAACAGAGUUUGAAGCAUUACAUGAAUAUUUCGCUGUUACAGGCCUUGUGGAUUGCGGGAGUCCAUCAGUAGACAAUGGCGAUGUUACAUACGAGUCCUCCAUUUUGAACAGCGUAGCGUCUGUGGAGUGUAACGACUUGUUCCAAUUGUUUGGAAACAGCAGUUCAGCCAGGUGUGACUCCAACGGACAGUGGGGCGGAUUUGGGGCGUGUCGUCAGGUGGAAUGGAGAAAUGAGAACACAUUUUUCAAAGCAGAUCUACCAGAACCCAUGAGAGAUGGGUGGGAGGUGAUCUUCAACGGAACACCGAAGGCUUCAGCUGAAGAAUUUAGCAUUAACUUCGUGGAUGUGGUGAAUGUUCCUUUGCAUGUGAAUAUACGGUUUACGGUCUACAAUCAGGUGAAGAUAGUCGUGUUCAACUCAAUGAUCGAUGGUGUGUGGGGAACCGAAGAAGAGGCUCCAUCAUUUCCAUUUGACGAACUUGUUCCUUUCGAAAUCCGCGUAAAGCUACUUCCCGGGAUAUUUAAGAUUAUAGUUAAUGGUGCAGACCUUUACGACUACACGUUGAGAUCACCCUCUGAAGACGUCGCCAGGAUUUCUAUUACGACUGAUGUGCUCAUCAACAAGCUGAAGAUAAUCCCUUAA